CCGCUCUUUGUUCUUCAGUCUUCCUUUCCUUCAAUCUCUCUGUCUAUCUCACAGUUAAACGACUGUAAAUGGCAAGUCAACUCAAAGUGGAUGAACUCCGCUCCGAAUUAUGCAAACGAGGCCUUAGUACCACUGGAACCAAGCCCGCAUUGGUUCGGCGACUGGAGUCGGCGGUCAAAGAGGAGGAGGAGGAGAAAGGUAAGAAAUCCAGAGAUGCGGACGGAGAUUUAAUCAGUCGGAAAAGACAGAGGGAUGAUGAUAAUGGGGAUUCCAACGACAAAGUCAAAGCCACUGAAGAUUUUCAAGAAAUGAGCGUUAAAGAACUCCGCAAAGAAGCUAGUCUUCGAGGGAUUUCAACGACUGGGUCCAAGAAACAACUUAUUGAAAGGCUUUCAAGUGAUGCAGAUGCAGAUGCAGACAGGAAGGACGACGACCACAAUCUUGAAGAGGAAGACAAAAGUAAGAAGGCGAAACAAAUUACAGCGACCAAGAAGGGUGCAGCUGUAUUGGAUCAGUGGCUUCCGGAUGAGGUUAAGUCCCAAUACCAUGUUCUGCAAGAGGAUGAGGAUAUUUAUGAUGCCACCUUGAACCAGACAAACGUUGGGGAUAACAAUAACAAGUUUUACAUUAUUCAAGUUUUGGAAUCCGACGAUGGUGGAAGAUUCAUGGUUUUUAACAGAUGGGGUAGAGUUGGUUCAAAGGGUCAGAACAAGUUAAGUGGCCCCUACACGUCUAAACAGACUGCCAUUGAUGAGUUUCAAACCAAGUUCUAUGGGAAGACUAAGAACAAUUGGUGGGAGCGUCACGAGUUUGUUGCUCAUCCCAAGAGCUAUACUUGGUUGGAGAUGGACUACAGUAAAACUGACAAAGAAUCAACUGUCCAAGAACCAUCAGCAUCAAAAAUGGACAGGCAACCUCGUGAAACAAAGCUGGAAGCGCGGCUUGCAAAGUUCAUCUCUCUUAUCUGUAACGUCAGCAUGAUGAAGCAACAAAUGAUUGAAAUAGGAUACAAUGCUGAAAAAUUGCCUCUUGGUAAACUAAGCAAAUCAACAAUUUUGAAGGGAUAUGAUGUAUUGAGAAGAAUUGCAGACAUAAUUGGGCAGUCAGAUAGGGAAAUUCUUGAGCAAUUGAGUGGGGAGUUCUACACGGUUAUACCUCAUGAUUUUGGUUAUAGAAAGAUGCGUGAAUUUGUCAUUGAUACCCCUCAGAAGUUGAAAUCAAAACUGGAAAUGGUUGAAGCUCUUGGGGAGAUUGAGGUGGCAACAAAAUUGUUGGAGGAUGAUACUGCUAUGCAGGUGGAUCCUUUGUACUCCCAUUAUCAACGGCUUCAUUGUGAACUGACUCCCAUUGAAGCUGAUUCAAUUGAGUAUAAAAUGAUAGAGAAAUAUAUGAAGAACACCCAUGCAAAGACUCAUUCAAGUUAUAGUGUUGAUAUCAUUCAAAUCUUUAGGGCUUCAAGAGAAGGCGAAUCUGAACGCUUCAAGAAGUUUUCUAAGACACACAACAGGUUGCUCUUAUGGCAUGGUUCUAGGCUCACAAACUGGACUGGAAUUCUAUCACAAGGUUUGAGAAUUGCUCCUCCAGAAGCACCGGUAACAGGUUAUAUGUUUGGGAAAGGUGUUUAUUUUGCAGAUAUGUUCUCCAAAAGUGCAAAUUAUUGCUAUUCAUCUUCCAAUGCAGAUGCCGGUGUGCUGCUGUUGUGCGAGGUUGCACUGGGGGACAUGGCUGAACUGCUACACGCAGACUAUAAUGCAGACAAGUUGCCUCAGGGGAAGCUGAGCACAAAAGGAAUCGGUGCUACUGCGCCAGACUCUUCCGAGUCUCAAAUGCUUGAAGACGGCGUCAUAGUUCCCUCAGGUAGACCAAAGCAACUAGGAACCAAGGCUAGUCUUCUGUACAAUGAGUACAUAGUUUACAACGUGGAGCAGAUAAAGAUGCGAUACGUUUUGCAAGUAAAGUUCAAUUACAGGAGAUAUGUGGUUCAAAAGGUUUGAUUAUAUAAAGGGUUUGAUUUCUGUGUUCUCCUGCCGCUCUGUGUGUGUGUAUAUAUUUAUUUAUUUUUGGGUGGUUUUGGAAAGAGGCGGGAACCGGGCUGUUUCAUAUCACCAUGUAUGACAAAAUCGAUCUUCCAAGUCAUUACGCUUGUUCUUAUUGGAGUACCCUUCUCUCUCUCUCUCUGGGUGUAUAAAUUGGUACCCAAGAGUAUGAGGAGGACUGAAUUUUCUUCCCGUGAUAAAUGGCCUCUGUUCUGCU
This is a messenger RNA of Coffea eugenioides, 2253 nucleotides long. RefSeq names its product poly [ADP-ribose] polymerase 2. The record is from RefSeq and is a predicted model, not a curated record. Gene Ontology annotation, molecular function: NAD+ poly-ADP-ribosyltransferase activity. Bases 69 to 1994 code for a protein of 641 amino acids. The transcript is spliced from 18 exons. NCBI's taxonomy places the organism in Eukaryota, Viridiplantae, Streptophyta, Magnoliopsida, Gentianales, Rubiaceae.